Phycomyces blakesleeanus NRRL 1555(-) is the source of this 1549-nucleotide messenger RNA. RefSeq lists its product as hypothetical. The transcript has 4 exons. Bases 1 to 1398 code for a protein of 465 amino acids. The record is from RefSeq and is a predicted model, not a curated record. Gene Ontology annotation, biological process: cell division. Gene Ontology annotation, cellular component: plasma membrane. NCBI's taxonomy places the organism in Eukaryota, Fungi, Mucoromycota, Mucoromycetes, Mucorales, Phycomycetaceae.
AUGAACCCCGAAACCCAAGUCAACCUUUCCCAAGACAACCUGUCAUACCUCUGUUCCGUCAAUGGAGUAUCUAUCCAGGUGUUUGAACAGGGCAAACUUUCGCUAUUUACAGAGGGCCAAAUUGUGGCCUACAUCACAUCACAGCCACUACCACAACAAGCAAUAAUCCUACAAGUCUGGGAUAACUACAGUCACCAAACCGCAACAAUCGUCCUGCUUUCGAACACCAGAGCAUGGCUCCAAGAAGAUCGGAUCCUUGUCUUUCCUCGUGAACAGGGCGGCGGGCUCUGGCGGCUGGACUGCAGACAGUCUGAUCCUACAGCAUUUGCGGCCCUCCAAGACGUCCUCACAUACUUUAUCAAAUACGAAAACAGACACAAUAUGCGCAACACAUUGGCAAUGAUGAGCCCAGUCUCAUGUCAAGUCACUCAAGUGGUAGCAAACGAUAUACAUCUCGAUGCUAAUGACCAGAAUGCCGGUACUCUAGAAGAUCCUGUAGCAGCAGAAGAAGCAAAAAUCGGCCAAAAGUUACCUGUUACAGUAGAUAGAUUUGAUAUUCAGGGAGACCAUGAUCCUGCAAAAAUUCAAAAGGUGAAAUUAUUACAUCAAUCAAGUAGUGCCAUUGUAACUGGGUCUGGGUGGCUAGCAAGUGCACUCGUAUUUGCAGGCAACACAUUAGCCAAGGGUAUCCAAAGUGGAAGUGAGAUGAUCGAAAAACGUGUGGAGCCUUCUCAAAACCCUGUGCGAUUAUCAGAAGGAGAACGACAGGUUCUUGAUUCUAUUGCCGACACUACAAAUUUGGUCUGUAAAACUGGUGUUAGUCUAAUGGACAAGGCAGUCUCGGCAACCGUAAAUGGGAUCAGCAAUCUUUGUGAGAGCACAGAACAGCAACAAAGGUCAAGAGACCCUGUGGCUCAGGCUGGGCGUAGCUUUGGGAUAUCUGCUCUCAGGGCAGCUGCGACUGUAUUGGGUGGAGUGGCAACCGCGGCAAGUGCUGUCAUUGGCUCGUCCAGGGACGGCAUUGUUCAUAUUGUCCAUCGAAAAUAUGGCGAAGAUGCCGGAUACGUUGCUCAACGAACGAUGGGCUCGGCAGCCGAUAUUGCAGACACACUAGUCUACUUUGAUGCGGGUGGAAUUGCGAGACGUGUGCUGACAUCUAGUGCUCACGCCAUAAGUGCCUAUCAUGCCAAUAGAAACGGCCCUACAACCCAAAGAGAGAUCGUAUUUGAGGUAGACCAUGAUGAAGACCAACAUCAGGACGAAAAAGGAAAGGGAAGCUAUCAUCAAUAUCAACACCAAGAAGAACAUCAAGACUACAAUAAUCAUCAAAAUUCAUUUUCAGAAGCCUGUGUUUCAUCGUCUUCGUCAGCAAAACCGAUUCGCUCGGUAGACGUGUGACUUGUGUCACCUUGUUUAGUUUAAUUUAUUUAUUUAUUCAUUCAUUCAUUCAGUGCUUUCACCAAAUGAUGGAAUCGGCCAAUCAAAAUCAAUCUUCAUACAUAUAUAUUUUUUUUCUUCAGAAAUAAAAUCCACUCGUCGUUUUACUUGG